Nymphalis io (European peacock) is the source of this 759-nucleotide messenger RNA. It is a transcript of the gene mRpL11, whose product is annotated as 39S ribosomal protein L11, mitochondrial. Gene Ontology annotation, molecular function: structural constituent of ribosome; large ribosomal subunit rRNA binding. The transcript has 4 exons. The coding region runs from base 101 to 691 and encodes 196 amino acids. The record is from RefSeq and is a predicted model, not a curated record. Lineage: Eukaryota; Metazoa; Arthropoda; Insecta; Lepidoptera; Nymphalidae. Gene Ontology annotation, cellular component: mitochondrial large ribosomal subunit; ribosome. Gene Ontology annotation, biological process: translation.
UGUACUUGUCAAAUGUAGUCUAGAGGUUAUGGUACAUUAUUUUAUUACAUCAAAAUAAUAUAUAUUUUGAAAUUACAUUUUAAAUUUUCGUUCGAUCAAAAUGUCUAAAUCUGUGUCUCGUUUAAAAUCUAUGAAAAAGGUAGCUGAUAAAAUAGAUCAUUCAUCGAAAUUACGAACUGAUAUUCCUGCAGGAAUGGCAGCAGCGGGUCCUCCACUAGGACCUAUGCUUGGACAGCGUAACAUAAACAUAGCGGCAUUUUGCAAAGAUUUCAACGAACGAACUGCAAAUAUAAAGCCGGGAAUACCAUUACCUACUCGAGUCAAAGUUAAUCCUGACCGAUCAUAUCAAUUGGUUAUCCACCAGCCUCCAAGUUCAUAUUUUCUUAAGCAAGCCGCUGGUGUUACCCGUGGUGCAAUGGAACCAAUUCGUGAAAUUUGUGGUAAAGUAACAUUAAAGCAUAUAUAUGAAAUUGCUAAAAUAAAGUCUCAAGAUCCACCUCUUGAAUGGAAAUCCCUCAAAGAUAUCUGCACUAUGCUAAUAGCAACAGCAAGGACAUGUGGUAUUGAAGUUGUCAAAGAACUUGAUGCGAAGGAUUAUGAGGAAUUUCUACAACACAGGAAGACUGUUGUGGAGGAACAAAAGAAGCUAUUACAAGAAAAGAGAGAAGCUAAGAUGUUACGAACUGCUUAACAAUAUUUAAAUGUAGAUAAAUUAGAUUUAUAGUAUUAAUAAAAAAUUAAAUUUUAAAAUUUACUAGA